Molecule: messenger RNA, 2749 nt
Organism: Danaus plexippus (monarch butterfly)
Lineage: Eukaryota; Metazoa; Arthropoda; Insecta; Lepidoptera; Nymphalidae
Product: extracellular serine/threonine protein CG31145
Exons: 12
Coding region: 394-1908 (504 amino acids)
Biological process (GO): protein phosphorylation
Cellular component (GO): Golgi apparatus
Molecular function (GO): protein serine/threonine kinase activity
Source: RefSeq, a predicted model, not a curated record
GAGGCUGUGUGGACUGCGCGCGUCCGUGCCAGCAUUCCUCGUAAAUGUUUACGACAAGUUCGUCAACUUUAUAACUACAUAUAAAUAAAUUAAUCUGUAUGACUUAAACUGUAAUUAAAGUGUUGUAAUUGUAAAAUAAUACAUUGUUUUAAUAUUUGAAUACAUUUUUUUUUAUUCUUCGUAAAAUUUCUACGGUGUUUUGUUUGAAGAUACUAUUUGCCGGCUUCUAUUCAAAGGAAUCUGGGAGCAGGAUUGUUAUUUUGUUUCAGCGGCAGCGGGUGGGUGCGCGCGCGCUUGAGGCGGUGGCGGCGCGCUAAACGUUCCCCUACGCCGGACCAUGCGCCGGCGCAUGCGACCAGUGACACCGCGCAGCGCCGACAGUACGCGCGCACCAUGAAUAUGAAGCUCAAGGAGCGGCUCGCGCUCGCUCUUAGCGCAUUUCUUGUACUGUUCACACUGAUGCUGAUUGUUGACAUACAAAUGGACUACGGCAUCUCCGGACACAGGGUACCAUUGCAUGGACGUGUCAAAAUAGGCGAUGACACGGAUAAAGGAAGAUCGGCGUAUAUAGAGUUUAGAAAAAGAUUUCUACAGAAAAGUAAUGGUAGCAAUGGUUCACGAGAGUACGAGCAGUCGGCUCCGAGUGAGACGAGUGGUGGCGACGCUGAACCUAGGACGCCGGCGACACCUGCUGAUAGAUUCGAGGACCUGCAGAGGAUACUGGUCUUCCAGUUGCAGGGGAAGUCUGAUGACAACCCUGUGGUGGUGCCACCCCAUCGAGAUCUGAACGUCUUAAGACCCGAGAACCCUACCAUCGGUGAAAUGGAGGACUUGGAACCAAGUGUAAAUGCCUCAAAUCUGGAGAAAUUUCAAUUGAAAAUAGCGCAACACGAGCUCUAUGAAGACGGAGAGCCGCUGGUCAGCGCCAUUCUUCGCGACAUGACCUUUGAACCCAUCCUACAUGUUGAACAAAAGGAAGGAGGAACGCAACUGAAGCUCAUCAUCGACUAUCCAAAUGGCGUGCAGGCUUUAUUCAAACCGAUGAGGUUCGCCCGGGAUGUACAAACUCUACCUAAUCACUUCUACUUCUCAGACUAUGAGCGGCAUAACGCUGAAAUUGCUGCUUUUCAUCUUGACAGGAUACUCGGUUUCCGUCGAGCGAUGCCGGUGGUGGGUCGAGUUGUGAAUAUGACCACUGAGAUCUAUGACGUCACUGAGGGAGACAUCUUGAAGACGUUCUUCGUAUCUCCAGCGAACAACUUCUGUUUCCACGGCAAGUGUUCGUACUAUUGCGACACAGGACACGCGAUAUGCGGCAAUCCGGACAUGUUAGAAGGCAGCUUUGCGGCUUUCCUACCAACCUCGGAUCUAGCGGAGCGUAAGGUGUGGAGACAUCCCUGGCGAAGAUCUUAUCACAAACGAAGGAAAGCUCAGUGGGAGCUGCAGUCCGACUACUGUGAUACGGUCCGCAGUACUCCGCCCUACGACUCCGGCCGUCGUCUGUUAGAUCUCAUAGACAUGUCGAUAUUCGACUUCCUCACUGGGAACAUGGACAGACAUCACUAUGAGACAUUCAAAAUGUUCGGCAACGAGACUUUUACGUUGCACCUGGACCAGGGACGAGCUUUCGGUAAGGCGUUCCACGACGAGCUCAGCAUACUCGCGCCACUGCUACAGUGCUGCACCGUUAGACACACUACGCUUGCAGUCCUUCUUAAAUUCCAUAACGGCGUGCCACUAUCGAAAGUGCUCCGAGAUUCUAUGAAAGCUGACCCCGUGAAUCCCGUGCUUUGGGAGCCUCACCUGGCCGCGUUAGACAGACGUAUAGUUACAGUACUGGACGCGAUCAGGAAAUGCAUAGAUAAAUUAGAAAAUCCUCUACCGAAUGAACUGAACUCUGUCGUGUGACAUGAAACUAUGAUGGUGUGAUGUGAUGUGAUGUGAUGUGAUGGAAACAUUAAGUGUUCAUGACAUGUGAUUUGUGAUGGUUUUAAGGGAAAGUGCAAUGGAAGGACUCACUAGUCGGUCUCGUGUUCCUGAUGGAAAUGUCAAUGCAAGUCUUUGGUCGACGAAAGACUUUAUAGAUUUAAGUUAUUGUGCCAAAGAUUGUCCAAAUGAUAUCUUCGAUUGUAUUCAGCAUAAUUUUAAAAUCAUUCCACUGGUUGAGCCAUUUUUAUGCCAAAUAAUAUCUUUGUUUGUACAAAUUUGUACCGCUUUUUCGAUAGAUUUGUUUAAGUGUUUGUAUAUUUUGUUAAAAAUUAAGUGCAAAAUUUUUGUACAUAAUAAGUUUAAUGCAAAUUAUUUAAUCUGUACACAUAAAUAUAUAUGUCGUUGUGAAUCCGUUACCAGCUUGAAGCUCAAGAAACCACAUAUCAAAUGAAUUUGGUGAUGUUUUUUUAAUUAUUGUGAAUUUAUAUAUAUUAAGAUCGUCUGUUGUUUUUUUUUUCUGGGACUCUGUAUCAUUCGUUAAUUAUCUGUGAUCUCGGAAAGAAUCAUGUCCUAAUAAUAUAUUUAUUACAUUAAAUGUUAUUUAUAUUUAGUCCUAAGUUUAUUUUUAAUAUAAUUAUAGCUGUAUUAAGACCUUCUUGAUUAUAUUUUUAAUGUAUAAAUGGUUUGCUUGAGGCUCAGACACCGCAUGUAGACUUGCCAAAGACGUAAGCGCGAUCUGUUUUAAAUGUUGUAUAGGCUAUUUUUAAUAUAAAAUAUCGCGUGUUUUUCUUUACUGUUAAUAAAUUUUAAAUGAAAUAUA